Messenger RNA from Clunio marinus, 2425 nucleotides. NCBI's taxonomy places the organism in Eukaryota, Metazoa, Arthropoda, Insecta, Diptera, Chironomidae. The record is from the annotation of a GenBank genome assembly.
ACAGCGAAGAAAACUUGUUCAGACGUAGAUUUGGUGAUUUGUGAAAAUGCAGUAAAAAAGCUAUCGUGAAUAAUUUUAUUAAAAUUUAAUGAUGAGAUUUUUAAGAAAUUUAAGUAUUCUGUUAAGUUUUAAAUGUCUUAUUGUAGUGCUAAUAUUAGGUUUAACAAGUUCAGUCGACUGCCAGAAUGAUAAAGAAGACAGAAAGCGUGGUAAAUUCAUAGGGAGCUUUAGUACAUUUGAACAUCAAGUUACUGGUGACGUUUAUGCGGUUGACGAGACUACAUUUCUCUUAGUGAAUUUUAACUAUGACGGGAACGGCAUUGACACAUUUUUCUGGUCUGGUGCAAGUAAUCGACCAGGUCCACAAGGAUUUAUUGUUCCGGACGAGUAUGGAAAAACCAACGUUCUGUUGAAAUAUUUCAACAAAGACUUCACUUUGACCCUUCCUGAUAAUAAACUAAUUACUGAAGUUAAAUGGUUAGCAAUUUAUGAUCUUGGAUAUCAAUUAAACUUUGGAGAUGUUCACAUACCAGAAGAAUUCGAACCGCCAGCACCACAAAGAGUUGGAAGUUUCAGCAAAUUAAGUCACAAUGUCAGCAGUGCAAGUGUUGAAAUUUUAGAUUCAAAACGAAUAAGAAUUCCAAACUUUACUUAUAAUGGUUUGGGUAAAAGAACUUUCUUUUGGGCAGGUGUUGGUGCACAACCAAUAAGCAAAGGUUUUAAAAUUCCGGACGAACUUGGAUAUUUAGAUCCGAUUCGAGAGUAUAAAGACGAAACCAUCACGCUUGAAUUACCAGGAGAAGAAACGAUUUUUGACAUCGAUUGGUUAAGCAUUUAUGAUUUAGAAACAAAUGUAAACUUUGGUUCGAUUCUCAUCUCCGAUGGUCUCAACGUUCCCCCGUCUUUGACAAAAAUCAUUUCACAUAAUUUAGCGCUGCCAAACUGCCGACAAUUGCAUAAGAAUCUGCAAAUAUCAUGGGAAGUUUUCGGACCAGCAAUCACAAUGCAACUGACAGGUCAAGUCGAACUCGACGAUUACAUGACAUUUGGAAUUUCUGGUUCUGAUAAGCGAUCGCAAAUGCAUGGAGCUGACGUUGCCGUUACUUACAUUGACGGUCAUCUCGGUUAUGCUGUUGAUUACAAUAUUGAUUCACUUGCACCUUGUGUUCAAGUUCUUGGUCAAAACAAAGGAGUUUGUCGUGAUGAUGUUGUUGGUGGUCAAGAUAAUUAUCAACUUCAUACAUUCAUGCGUGAAAAUGGACUCAACAAGAUAACAUUCAGGCGAUCAUUAAUUUCAUCUGAUCCUAUGGACAAAGAAUUUCUACUUGAUCGAGCGCUUUACGUUGUGUGGGCGUUAGGAAAGUUGGACACAAACAAAGAACCUGCUUUUCAUGAAAUUUAUCCUAAAAAGGAUAAUUUGAUUCACUUCAACACUUCAGAACCGGUUGAUGACUGUUUUAGUUUCACUUCGAAUGAUGAGAAACCGGAAAUUGAACUCUGGGAACGAAAUAAUCUUUUUGAUAAGUCGAUUAGAUCAUUUACUGCUACAUUGGGGCCAUCAGGUGGUAAGAAAGGAUAUUCUGGAAUUACUAAUCAUGUUUCAAAUGGUCUUGCAUGGUACAUCAAUGGAUUCUUAGCCCCAGAUUUGUAUCUUCGUCGUGGUUUAACUUACUCAUUUAAAGUUCGUGGUGGAAACAAUCCACACUCUCCAGAAUUUUAUCAUCCAAUGGUGAUAACUGAUGAACCUCACGGUGGCUUCGAUCGUUUAAGUGACUUGAAACAAAGUGAAAUUCGUGUAUUAGCUGGUGUUGAAUAUUCACGUCGUGGACGACCCAAACCAACUGCAGCUGGUCCGCUUUGCAUCUCCAAAUAUCCACCAAAUCAAGAUCGACGUUUAGAUGAUAAUUUUCCAACAUUCAGAAAGUUUAAUCGAAGUCUCAUAUCAGAUUGCGGUGGAACUGAAAGCGCAAUACUUGAAAUAACUCCAAAUUCAUCAUGGCCUGACACUGUCUAUUACAAUAGCUUUACUCAACGAAACAUGGGCUGGAAAAUUCACAUUGUUGACAAUUAUGUAAAAGCGAGCUUUAAUAAUGGUUCAAUUUUAUUGACUAAAUCUUCAACUAUUAUCUUCACAAUCUUCACAAUUUUCAUAAUACUCAAUAAUCAUUUGCUCUAAUAGAAAUAGAAAAUCAAACAGACAGACAGAUAGAGAGAGAGUGAUAAUAUACAUAGAGAGUGUGGGAUAAGAUAAUGGACUGUUUCGUUCGUGAUAAUAUUGAGUCAGCUUUACAACAUUAGCUUCGUAAUAAAAAAAAUGGUGGAUUAAAUUUAAUUAAAAAUAUUAUAAUAAAAUGAAAUGAACAUGCUUCGUCAACUAAUUUCAUCAGUACGAAUUGUGAUUUAAUUAUUAUUCAUGGUCUUGAAC